This is a messenger RNA of Strongyloides ratti, 1428 nucleotides long. Its product is annotated as Major facilitator superfamily and Major facilitator superfamily domain, general substrate transporter and Major facilitator superfamily domain-containing protein. Gene Ontology annotation, biological process: transmembrane transport. The transcript is spliced from 3 exons. The record is from RefSeq and is a predicted model, not a curated record. Gene Ontology annotation, cellular component: lysosomal membrane. Gene Ontology annotation, molecular function: transmembrane transporter activity. NCBI's taxonomy places the organism in Eukaryota, Metazoa, Nematoda, Chromadorea, Rhabditida, Strongyloididae. The coding region runs from base 1 to 1428 and encodes 475 amino acids.
AUGGGGAGUGAUAAUAUUUUAAAUAAUAAAUUUUGUGAUCAUACUAGUUGGCAAAGUAUAUAUGGAGCAGGAUUAUUAUCAUUGAUAACUAAUGCACAAUAUACAAUUUAUUUCUCUUCCGUUUGGCCGUAUCUUCAGGUUCUUGUCCCAAAUAUUAAAGAAGAAUUUUAUGGUUUUUUAUUUGCAUCUUAUUCUAUUGGAACAAUAGUUUUUUCUCCUGUUUUUGGAUGGUGGUCAAAUAAAUUAAAAGGUAUUAAGAUACCAUUAUAUACUGGUGUAUUAUGUCAAUUAAUUGGUAAUAUAAUUUAUUUAUCAUUAGGAGAAUUAUCAGAAUACAGAAAAGAAUUUAUGGUUAUAGCACGUUUUAUAAAUGGUAUUGGAGGAGCAAAUGUAUCAUUAUUUAGAAGUUAUGCAGCAACAUCAUCAUUACCAAAAGAUAGAACCUCUGCCAUUAGUAUAGUUAAUUGUGGUUUAUCAAUUGGUUUUGCCUUAGGACCAUUUUUUAAUAUUUUAUUUGCUGUUAUUGGUUAUCCAGAAUAUAGGAUAUUAAAUUUGUUUACUCUUAAUAUUUAUACAUUAUCUGCUUUUAUAUCAACAUUAUUAAACAUUAUAUCAUUAUGUUGUAUAAAAUUUUUUUUUAAAGAAAAAUAUGCCGGAAUAAAUGAAAAAUAUUUUCAAUCAAAAAAUUUAUCAAAAAUUUCUGAACCAAUUAAAAAUAUUCCAAAAUAUGAUAAAAAAGCUGUUGGAAUUAUUUUUUUUAUUAGAUUUACUAUGAUGUUUAUAAAAAAUACAUGUAAUAUAUUAAAUCCAUUUUUAUCUAUGACAAUGUUUAAUUUUACAAAAAAAGAAACAAUUGAAACAAUUUCUAUCAUUGAAGUAUUUAUUGGAUCAACUGCUGUUUUAAUUCAUGCAUUAUAUGUAUGUUUUAAUUUAGGAAAAUAUGGAAAAUUUCGCCAAAAUUUAAUAAUUGGUUUAUCAUUAUUAGCCAUUUUUCACUUAAUAAUAUAUCCUUAUCCAUUUUUAUAUGACAAUAAAUCAACUGUCACAAUAACAAAUACAAAUAAAAUAAAUAUAACUUCUUCAACUGAACAAAUUGGUUGUAAUAUUAAUAAAUUUAAUUGGUGUUAUAAUUUACCAAAAAUUUCACCAUCUUUAUAUUUUAUAUCAUAUACUAUAUUAGUUGGAUUGGCUCUUCCUAUUAUAAAUGCAAAUAUGAAUACAAUAUUUUCAAAAAUUCUUGGACCAAGAUUUCAAGGAACAAUGCAUGGAUUAAAUCAAACAUGUGGAUCUAUUGCUCAAGCCUUAGCUCCAUUAGUAACAUCAACUGUCUACAAAAAUUUUGGCCCAACAAAAGUUUGGUGGUAUCAAAUAGUUUUGUCAUCAUUUACAAUAUUACUGUGUUUGACUAACUAUAAUAAAUUGGAUUAA